AUCCCUAUAGGGGUGUCAGGAGGGCUGAGGGGGGCUCCCUGUCCCCUAUUGGGGUGUCAGGAGGGGCUUCUGUGGGGCUGGGGGGGCUCCUCUGACCCCCCUGUGGAGGUGUCAGGAGGGCUCGGGGGGUCCCCUAUCCCCUAUGGGGGCUGGGUGGGACGAUUCCCUCUCCGUAUGGGGUGGGGAGGAGGCCACCCCCCAUUCCCUGCAGGAAUUCCUCUCCCUGGGGAUUUUGGGGGGGCUGCACCCCCUAGGGAGAUAAAGGGGGGCUGUUCCCCUCCAUAAAGCGCGGGGGGGGGUGGAAUUUGGGCAUUUUAACCUUUUUCUCCCCAUUUUUAGACCUCACCAGAGACACCCACCCCCCAAAAAACAUGGCCGGGGGCUGGGGGACGCUGAGCCCUGAGACAGCAGAUGGACAGACGGACACAGCCACCGCCAUGGCCUGACACCCCCCCGCCCCACACCACGAGGGAGCUCUGAUGGGAGAGAAGCAGCGAUUUCACCCCCGAUUCCCAAGGGAUUCCCAGGCGGCUCUGGAAAAGUGGGGGGAGGGGGGAACCCCAGCGACCCCCCUCCCCCUGGAGCGAGCUGCAACCAGGAAUCUUUGGAUUCGGGGUGUUUCACCUUUAAAAACCCCUGAGGAAAAAAAAAAAACGGGGGACAUCGAACAGAAAGGGGGUUUGGGACGCUGGAGGAUUUAAUGUGAUAAAAUUAUUGGUCGCUCAAAGUCUCGCCCCGGAGUGAAGCCGAGGGCAGGGAAAAUCCCCAACUCUGCUUACUCAGCGCCUUGCCGCCGGCUUGUGCCUCGCCACCACGAAACGCCGGGUCCAUGGCGUGGGAGUGAGUGCUGAAGGAUGCUGAAGAAGAGCAGCUUGGUGUUGUGGGGGGCGGCGCUCUUCAUCGCCUGGAACGGCCUCCUCCUCCUCUUCCUCUGGAGCCGCCCGGCCUCCCCCGGCGAAGGCGACCGACUGACGGCAGAAGUGAUUCGGCAAGAUGCCGAAACCGAACUGGAACGGCAAAAAGAACUCCUGCGCCAAAUUCACCGCUACAGCGGGUUGUGGGGGGGGCGGCGACGCGGGGUUCAAAUCACCCCCAAACCUCCCCCCCCGCCGCCCUCCCCGGCGCCACCGCGACUCACCGAUCCCGCCAGCACGGUGUUACCGGUGUUGGUGAUGGCUUGCGACCGCAGCACCGUCCGUCGGUGUUUGGAUAAACUCUUACGUUACCGACCUUCGGCCCAACGUUUCCCCGUUAUCGUCAGCCAGGAUUGCGGUCACGCUGAAACGGCUCGUGUCAUUGCCUCCUACGGCGAUGCCGUGGCUCAUAUCCGACAACCCGAUCUCAGCGAUAUCCCGGUGCCGGCAGAACACCGUAAAUUCCAAGGUUAUUAUAAAAUCGCUCGGCAUUAUCGUUGGGCGUUGGGACAGGUUUUCCGGACUUUCCGUUACCGCGCUGCCAUCGUGGUAGAGGACGAUUUAGAAGUCGCUCCGGAUUUUUUUGAGUAUUUCCAAGCGGCAUUCCCGCUCCUCCUUGCCGAUCGCAGCCUCUGGUGCGUCUCCGCGUGGAACGACAACGGGAAAGAGCAAAUGGUGGAUGUUGGACAAGCCGAAUUGCUUUACCGGACUGAUUUUUUUCCUGGUCUUGGUUGGUUGCUUUUAGCCGAACUUUGGGAUGAACUUGAACCCAAAUGGCCGCGAGCUUUUUGGGACGAUUGGAUGCGUCAACCCGAACAACGCCGAGAUCGUUCCUGCGUCCGCCCCGAAGUCUCCCGUACGAUGACGUUCGGUCGUAAAGGAGUGAGCCACGGGCAAUUUUUCGAUCAAUAUUUAAAAUUUAUCAAACUUAACGACCGUUUCGUGCCUUUUACCCAACUGGAUCUUUCUUACCUCAAAAAGGAAGAGUACGAACGUUCUUUUCUCCCCAAGGUUUACGCCGCGCCGGAGGUGAGGGUGGAGGAGCUCCAAGGCAACCGGCGGCGGGAGCUCGGCGCUGUCCGCCUGCAGUACAGCGGCCGCGAUUCCUUCAAAGCCUUCGCCAAAGCCCUGGGGCUGAUGGACGACCUCAAAUCUGGCGUGCCCCGCGCCGGUUAUCGCGGCAUCGUCAGCUUCGUCUAUCGAGGACGUCGCGUUUAUCUCGCGCCUCCUUCGGACUGGACAGGUUACGAUCCCAGUUGGAGUUAGCGGGCGCCGUGGCUCUGCUUGUUGUGGGUUUGGUUUGGGUUUUUUUGGGGGGGGGUUGGUGGGUGUUUUCCUCCUUUUUCAUCAUUUUUUUUUGGCGUGUCUUUAGCGGGGAGGAUUUGGCGCGCAGCAGCGCACCGUUCACCCGCCGCUUCUCCGGUGCCGCCAUGGGGGAAAUUUGGGGCGAGGGCAGCUCCAAGCGGAGAAAUUAUUUUCCAGAAUAAAAGGAAAAAAAAAACAAACCCUAAAAAAAAAAAAGCAAAA
Molecule: messenger RNA, 2441 nt
Organism: Harpia harpyja (harpy eagle)
Lineage: Eukaryota; Metazoa; Chordata; Aves; Accipitriformes; Accipitridae
Gene: MGAT1
Product: alpha-1,3-mannosyl-glycoprotein 2-beta-N-acetylglucosaminyltransferase
Biological process (GO): protein N-linked glycosylation
Cellular component (GO): Golgi apparatus
Molecular function (GO): alpha-1,3-mannosylglycoprotein 2-beta-N-acetylglucosaminyltransferase activity
Source: RefSeq, a predicted model, not a curated record